AUGGAACGGGGGCUUGAAGAUAGAAUCAGUUCCACUGAUCCACUUUUACUGCGACCAAAGCUUGUGAGCAAGGAUACUCUGAAGCAGCUUCGAGGUCGAGGUUCUAAUGGGAAAAAAGUAGCCGACUUUUAUGAGAACCAGAACGAGUUGAUUGAAGGACUUUUAAAACCACCGGAUUAUCGAGAUGAGGAUGAAGAGGCCCAGCUGUUCAAGCUUAAACUCGCAGUCAAUGGAUCGUUUGCAGUCAAUAUCCUGCUGUUUUGUUUGCAGCUUGUUGGAGCUCUUUUGUCCGGAUCUCUAUCUUUGCUUGCCACUACAGCUGAUGCGUUCAUGGACAUUGCUUCCAACGGAGUGCUUGUGUUUGCCAAUCGUAUUGCAUCUAGCGGUCACAAUCUAAACUAUCCAACUGGAAAGGCCAGAUAUGAAACUGCAGGAAUCAUAGUGUUUGCGACCCUAAUGGCAACUCUGUCCCUUCAGUUGAUCAUUGAAAGUGUACGCUCACUGACUAGUUCAGACCAUAACAUUCAGCUCGGUGUUAUCAGUAUUUCUUUUAUUGGUGUUGCUUUGGUGUUCAAAUUCUUUUUAUAUCUGUUUUGUGUAUCGCUAUCAAAAUACCCUUCGGCUAGAAUUCUUGCUCAAGACCAUCGCAACGAUUUAAUUCUCAACAUAACUGGUAUUGCCUUUGGAUUACUUGGUCAAUAUGUACGAUGGUAUAUUGAUCCUAUUGGCGGUAUUUUGAUUGCCCUAUUGAUUUUACGGUCUUGGGCUUCAGCUGCUCAAGAGCAUAUUCAACUGAUUGUUGGAAAGAGUGCCGAUACAUCUUUUUUGAAUCGUGUUACCUACUUGUCUAUGACUCACGAUCCGCGUGUUAAGCAGGUGGAUACAUGUCGUGCAUAUUAUGCUGGCAGCAAAUAUGUUGUCGAGGUAGAUAUUGUUCUUCCUGCAGACAUGCCACUGUGUGAAGCUCACGACAUAGGUGAAGCUCUUCAAAUUAAAAUUGAAACUUUGGAAGAAGUCGAGCGUGCAUUUGUUCAUCUUGACCAUGAAACCAGUCAUAGGGUAUGUGCUAUAUUGUUUUUUUGUUGA
Molecule: messenger RNA, 1086 nt
Organism: Batrachochytrium dendrobatidis JAM81
Lineage: Eukaryota; Fungi; Chytridiomycota; Chytridiomycetes; Rhizophydiales
Exons: 4
Coding region: 1-1086 (361 amino acids)
Biological process (GO): monoatomic cation transport; transmembrane transport
Cellular component (GO): membrane
Molecular function (GO): monoatomic cation transmembrane transporter activity
Source: RefSeq, a predicted model, not a curated record